GCGUGGUGUACAGCGAAAUGGAGUCCUGCGAGCGGACUUGUUCGAGCGUUUGCUCAAGACAGCGACUCCAACGAAGACAGCAGCAGCAGCAGCAGCAGCAGCAGCAGCAGCAGCAGCAGCAGCGGCAGCAGCAGCAGCAGCAGCAGCAGCAGCCCCUCGACGCCCCUCCCCACCAUCACCUCCACCCCCCCCAACAACACCAGCAGCAACACCAGCAGCAGCAGCAGCAGCAGCAACCCCAGCAGCAGCAGCAGCAGCAGCAGCAGCAGCAGCAGCAGCAGCAGCACGCCGAAACGGACCAACAGCAGCAGCAGCAGCAGCAGCAGCAGCAGGAGCACGCCGAAACGGACCAACAGCAGCAGCAGCAGCAGCACGCCGAAACAGACCAACAGCAGCAGCAGCAGCAGCAGCAGCAGCACCAGGAGGAGCAGCAGGAGGAGCAGCAGCAGCAGCAGGAAGAGGAGGGUUUGGAGGAGCUGCUGGAGAGUCUGCAGCAGCAGCAAGGACUUGUAGUUGCGGAAAAAAUGCAAAAAGUAAUUUUUGAAGAAUCCAAAAAAGAAAAAAUAAAUUUAAAAAGAAUUAAAUUUAUUCUCCAAAGAGAUCUCAUGCAGUUCCAGUUCGCCCUCGAAACUUCCCCGCAUUCCACUCUGAUUGAAAUUAUAAAUGAGUAUUUUUUGUACGGCAGCAAACCCGAAGAGCUGCAGCAGCAAAUGGACCAGCCGAAGAUUGUUGCUGCUUUGCUGCAGCAGCAGGAGUCUUUUUGGAGCAGCUUUUUGCUGCAGUGGUUUGCUGCUGCUCCUGCUGCAGUGGUUAGCUGCUGGCCUUCGCGGCGGCUGCAGCAGCAGCAGGCAGCAGCAGACGCAGCAGCAGCAGCAGCAAUUCGCCACCAAGUCGGCAGCAGCAAACUGCAGCAGCUGCAGCACUAUAUUGCUGCUGUCAAAGCCAAACAAAGUCAAAAACCUCCGCAGCAGCUUUUAGACAAAAUCCCUUUUGCUGCUCUCGAUGCUGUGUCUCUCUUCAAGCCCGAUGUUGCUGCUAACUUCCCUCUCCCUGCUGCAGCAGCAGCAGCAGCAGCAGCAGCAGCAGAAGGCGGGGACGAAGAAGCAGCAGCAGCAGCAGCAGCAGCAGCAGCAGCAGCAGCAGAGAAGAUACAGGGCUGCAGCAACUUGCUGCUGCUGCUGACGAGCAUUCCUUCGCAGUUUGUGUCUCUUUGUUUAGUUGUGCGAAUGCCGCAGCACUGGAGCAGCAAGCAGCAGCAGCUGCUGCUGCAGCUGCUGCUGCUGCUGCAGGAGUGCGACAUAGAAAUAACCCGCAAGGAAGCCAAAAUGCUGCAGGUGGAAGACGACAUCAUUGAAGAAGGCGUUGCUGCUGCUGCUGCUGCUGCAGCAGCAGCAGCAGCAGAAGAAGGAACAGCAGCAACAGCAGCAGCAGCAGCAGCAGCAGCAGCAGCAGCAGAUGAAGAUGAGACCCCUGUGCGGCUGCCGCACUCUGUGCUGUCGAAGCUGCUGCUGCAGCUAACUACGGGCCACAGCGUGAGCUGUGGGGCGAGCAGCAGCAGCAGCAGCAGCAGCAGCAUCGGGUUUGCUGCUGGGGCCUUCCGGGAGCUCGUGUCAGUGCAGCUAACUGCUGCUGCACACAACUUCGAGCUGCUGCUGCUGCUGCUGCGGGCGAUUUGCUGCUGCGUCUGCAUCGAGGCUUCUCGGGUGUAUGUACAGCUCAAGAAGCAGCAAAAGCAACUCCUGAGACUCAAAAGAAAACCCAACUAUUUGCUGCUGCAGUUGGCAGCAGCAAUUUGGUUCGACAGAGCAGCAAUGGUCAACCUCGCGGGCUGGGGCAGCAGCAGCAAAGCCACUGCAGCAGCAGCAGCAGCAGCAGCAGCAGAGGCAGACGAAAAGAAAGCCGACGCAGCAGCAGCAGAAACCGCCACGCCAGCAGCAGAAACAGAGCCCGCUGCAGCAGCAGCAGCACCAGCAGCAACAGCAGCAGAUGCAGCAGACGCAGCAGCAGCAGCAGCAGAUGCAGCAGCAGCAGCAGCAGAUGCAGCAGCAGCAGCAGCAGCAGGAAAGGCCGCCUUCAAGGCUUACCUCAAAGAACUAACUGAGGUGUAUCGACAGCUCUUUGCAACCCCACAAAAGCUGCUGCACAUAACAGCAGAUAAAAAUUUGCUGCCAAAUAAUUUUAUUGAAAAGAUAAAUGGACUUUUUAAUUCAAAUAAUAAGUCCAACAAAGACAAUAAGCAGCAGCAAACAGCAGCAGCAGCAGCAGCAGCAGCAGCAGCAGCAGCAGGAACGGAGCCCCUGCACAGCUUCCUCGACAUUCGGCUCGCAGCAGAAGAUAAAGUUGGAAGGCAACCAGCAGCAGCAGCAGCAGCAGCAGCAGAGGAUCCAGCAGCAGCAGCAGCAGCAGCAGCAGCAGCAGAACCCGAAACACUAGCGCCGGCAGAACCCGCAGCAGCAGCAGCAGCAGCAGCAGCAGCAGCAGCAGCAACAGCAGCAGCAACAGCUCGGGUGGUUGUGGGGCUGGGCUGCAGCAGCGCGUCGGUUUGUGGUUUAGGGCUUUUGUUCCGCGCCGUGCGCGGCGGGGGUUUUGCCUACGGCUGCGAUUUGUGUUAUGACGCUGACGGGGGUUUACUGUCUUUGAAGUUGGCCCCAGCAACAGACCCUGUUGGAGCUCUGGCUGCAGCGCUGAAGGCCUUUCGCCCCUUCGCCUUCGGUGAAGAAGAAUUUGCAGAAGAAGAAAUUAAAGCUGCCAAGUCUUGUUUGGUUUGCGCAAUUGUCGGGUGA
Eimeria necatrix is the source of this 2783-nucleotide messenger RNA. RefSeq names its product M16 family peptidase, putative. The annotation marks the transcript as partial. The transcript is spliced from 5 exons. NCBI's taxonomy places the organism in Eukaryota, Apicomplexa, Conoidasida, Eucoccidiorida, Eimeriidae. The record is from RefSeq and is a predicted model, not a curated record. Gene Ontology annotation, molecular function: metal ion binding.